This is a messenger RNA of Sceloporus undulatus (fence lizard), 3114 nucleotides long. RefSeq names its product endo-beta-N-acetylglucosaminidase (gene ENGASE). Lineage: Eukaryota; Metazoa; Chordata; Lepidosauria; Squamata; Phrynosomatidae. The transcript has 14 exons. Gene Ontology annotation, molecular function: mannosyl-glycoprotein endo-beta-N-acetylglucosaminidase activity. Bases 345 to 2705 code for a protein of 786 amino acids. Gene Ontology annotation, cellular component: cytoplasm. The record is from RefSeq and is a predicted model, not a curated record. Gene Ontology annotation, biological process: protein deglycosylation.
UUGGAAUUCCUCCUGGAGAGGAGGCUGAACUUGGAGGAGGGCGUCCUGGAAAAGGAGGACAUCUGGUCGCCCUGCUCUUGGAGGAGUAGGGUCCAAACAAUAAGAGAGAGCCAGUGUGGGGUAGUGGUUGGAGUGUUGGGCUAAAUGGCUCUGGGGAGGACCGGGGUUCAAUUCCCAGCUCAGCCCUGGAAGACCCACUGGCUGGCCUUGGGCAAUAAGUCACACUCUCUCAGCCUCCUCAGGGGGGAAGGCCAUGGCCAAGAGAGCCCCUUGAUAGGGGUAAAGAGUCGGGGAGGGCUUGAAGAAGAAGGCACACAACAACAACCACAACACCAGCAACGACCAUGGUUCCGGGGAGCUCCCUUCCUCCCACAGGCGUGGCCUGUCUGCCGCAGCCGGCUCAACAACAGGGCGCCUCGCCGGCCUUGGCCUUGCUGGGUUCCCGGGCUGGAAGAAGAAGGAGGAGGAGGAGGAAGGCGGCCCGGGCGAGGAAGGGAGCCAUGGAAGGCGAGGAGCGGAGAGGGGCCAAGCGAGCCUCGGAGGAGCCCGAAGGAGAGGAUGGCCCGAGUCAUGGCCGGCCCAGCAGGGCCCGCUUCAGCCCCGGCCUCGGUUUGCAGCUUGAUAUGGAGAGCCAAAGAACUUCCAUUCUCCACAAGGUGGUCACUUUUGCCCCUGAUCCUCUCCCUGCCAGGCAGUAUGACAAGCAGACCACUGAACCAAUCAGCUUCUACCUCUCAAGCUUGGAAGAGCUGCUUGCUUGGAAAUCAACCAGUGAUGAUGCUUUCAAUAUCUCUACUGAACCACUGGCUCAGCGCCAGCCUCCCCUUAACAGCCGUAGGCCCCGCACACUGGUAUGCCAUGACAUGAAGGGUGGCUACCUUGAAGACAGGUUCAUCCAGGGCACAGAAGUAUGUGACCCUUACGUGUUCUACCAUUGGCAUUACAUUGACAUCUUUGUCUACUUUAGUCAUCAUACAGUCACCAUCCCACCAGUGGUCUGGACUAAUGCUGCUCACCGCAAUGGUGUCCUCAUGCUGGGGACAUUCAUCACGGAGUGGACAGAGGGCAGGAAGAUAUGUGAGUCCUUUCUGUCAGGAGAGACAGAAGCAUACCGUGCUGUGGCUGAGCAGUUGGCUGAAAUAGCACACUUCUAUGCUUUUGAUGGCUGGCUGGUCAACAUUGAGAACUCUUUAAGUGUGUCGGCAGCCCGGAACUUGCCCCACUUCUUGCAGUAUUUGACAGCCCAAGUGCACAAACAUGUCCCUGGAGGGCAGGUGGUAUGGUAUGACAGUGUUGUGAGGAGUGGGGAACUCAAGUGGCAGAAUGAGCUUAAUGAGAACAACAGGGUUUACUUUGAUGCUUGUGAUGGGUUCUUUACCAACUACAAUUGGAAAGAGGAGCAUCUUUUGAGGACAAGGGAGGUAGCAGAUGACCGUCGGAUUGACGUUUAUGUUGGGGUGGAUGUUUUUGGGCGUGGUGAUGUUGUGAGUGGCGGCUUUGAUACAAACAAGUCACUGCGCAUGAUUCGAGAGCAGGGCCUUUCAGUGGCCAUAUUCGCACCUGGCUGGGUAUAUGAGCACUUGGGACCGAAAGAUUUCCUGAACAAUGAGGACAAAUUUUGGGCACGACUGUCUGAACUGCUGCCGGUGCAUAGUAUUGGCUCACUCCCCUUCUGCACCAGUUUCAAUCUAGGCAUGGGCAAGAGGAAUUUUGAUAAGGGGCAGGAGAAUAGGACAGAGCCAUGGUACAACCUGAGUGCUCAGGAGAUCCAGCCAAUAUACACCAAGCAGAGGAUGCCUCAUGGUGGCUGGCUGCAGACCCGGUGCUGCCUUCAGGAUGCCUGGUGUGGGGGCAGCUCUCUGCUGCUGGAGGGGACCAUCCCAUCUGACGCUCAUCAUGUCACAGCAAGGCUGUUUUCAUUCCAGGUGCCGGCUCCCCCUCGAGUGUUCCUGCUCAUAAUAUAUAAACAGGCCUCCCAAGCUGUGACUAUUUCCCCACAAUUCACCACACGCCGGCGGUCCUCAGUCUGUCCUCCCAGCCCUGAGUCUCAUUCACCAGAACCAACGAGGCAUCAUCCUUCCCCACUCCUCACACCUCCUCCCCGUGUUGCCCAGUUCCUUAGAGGGUGUGGACAACAUGGAAAACAUGGCUGGCAAAGUCGAUGCUAUGAGGUGGAGCUCCAGAACUGUUUCCUGGAUGAGCUGUCCAUUACUGCAUCCCGUAGACAGUCUGACCAGGGUGAGAUGUCUUUUGCCUGCCGCCUAGGAAAAAUCUGGGUGCUGGAUGCUCUUGCACUGCGCUCACCUGCACCCACUGCUGCUGCCAGUCCAGUGUUGCCCAUAGAGGUUACCCAUGUUCACUGGCACCCGUCUUCUGCUGGUUGGCUCUCCCUUAGUCUCAAUUUGCACUGGACUUAUCCCUCUAGCAAGGCCAUCUGCUUCCGUGUGCACUACCGGAGUUGGGCAUGUGCCAGUGGCCCAGUGUCACCUCUUCUCCCCAUUGGGGAGGCGCAUGCCCCUCUGUACCGGGUGAUGGAGCUGAGAGUGCCAGAAGCUCACUCAGAGUCUUCUUCCUGCCGUUUGGAAUUCCUGGUGGAGCCAGUGUCUGAGGAUGGCCUCCAGGUAGAUCCUGCCAUGUGGGGGAAACUGGUCUUUGUAUACUCUGACCCAAAGUUACCCAGUACUGCCAGCAGUGACUCAGUAUAAGCUAAUUUAUGUUUGGUGGGUCAGGACAUUCCUGUUUUUAAAUAACAAAGGCUCAGCUCUGUUGUAUUUGACAUCCUUUUAAAGGGGAAGAAGGCUUAAAAAAGAAAACAGCUUUUGCCAUAGGAUGGUUGUUCACAUGCUCAAGCCUCAGAAAUAUAGCCAUCUAAUACUUCUCUACUGAUAUUCAAUAUAUAAAGAUAAUAUUUCAUUGGCUAAACAUUUUAGUGUGGCAGUUUUCAUAUACCACAGGGAAAAAGACAUUUCAGGGAAUUACAUUGUAAUGAAACAAGCUUGCAAUGAUCUUGGUUGAUAGAGAAUGAAUUUUUAUGUAGCUUUACUAAUUUGCAGAAUAUCUUUUGAAAUAAAGUUUAAAAAUGUAAAUAUCUAUUAAAAGUAAUGUUUACCAAUA